Molecule: messenger RNA, 2727 nt
Organism: Miscanthus lutarioriparius
Lineage: Eukaryota; Viridiplantae; Streptophyta; Magnoliopsida; Poales; Poaceae
Source: the annotation of a GenBank genome assembly
AUGGACGGGGAGCAGGCGGCGCGGUGGGCGGCGGCGCAGGAGGGGGUCCCCGUCGGGGCGGACCUUGUCGCGGCGGCGCUGCGGCAGCUGCAGUUCCUCGCGGCGGUGGACCGCCGCCGGUGGCUCUACGAGGGCCCCCUACUCGACCGGGCCAUACGCAGGUACAAAGCAUGCUGGCUUCCCCUUCUUGAUAAGCACACUAAGGCUGCGGUUGUAGAUGGCCCAUUGGUUGUUCCUCUUGAUUGUGAGUGGAUAUGGCACUGCCAUCGGCUUAACCCGGUUCAGUACAUAAGGGACUGCAAGAAAGUAUAUGGUAGAAUACUGAACAAUAACAAUGUUGAGUCGUCCACUCAAACAAAAUCAACACUUCAGUCAGAAAAGAUUUGGAAAGAGUUGUAUCCUGAGGAGCCCUUCGAAUUGGUGUUCACAAGAACCUCUGACAUUGCGAUGGAUGUGAACCCUGGAGCUGCAGAGGACAUUACCUAUGAUCUGGUGUCUGCUGUUAAGAGGCAAUCCUCUUUCUAUUAUCAGGUUGGAACACCAACAAUGCAUGAUCCACGGUUUCUCCAAGAAGCUCUAGCUCGAUACAAGGCAUUUCUGUACCUGAUCAAAAUGAAUCAAGAAAAAGGAUUGCAACGCUUCCGUGUACCGACCUACGAUGUGGAUCUCUUGUGGCACACUCACCAGCUGCAUCCUGUUACCUACCGCGACGACAUGGUGAAGCUUCUUGGAAAAGUUCUGGAGCAUGAUGACACCGAUGCUGAUCGAUCUGAAGGAAAGAAACUUGAUGUUGGAUUCACUGAGACUACUGAACAGUUUGAGAGUACCUUUGGUCUAAGAUACUGGAAGGCUGGAUGUAUGUACCGUGGCAACAUGCCAUCUCCUGUGACAUCCACUCCUCAGAUAUUCAGUACUGAGGUUGGAACGGGGUCUGACAUCUGCAAAACUCAGAAGGAUCUUAAUGCCCUCGAUAUAACAUCUGUAGAGUUAUAUUUACAAAUUGUGGACAUCAAGAAUUUGCCAUCUGCUGUUCGAAAAGAAAAUGUGUAUGUACGGUUCACCAAGAAUCAAUCAGAUAUGUUUAUCAGUGACGGUGGCAGGUUGGAUAUUUCAACAGUUACAGGGAAGAACACUGGAGUUUGUUUACAGUGUGAACCUACCGGAGAACUCAUUCUUGUAGUAAUGGUUGAUCAGGAUCAGAACAUGAGCACCUGGACUCGUUUCGUAUAUGAUUGUGGUACUGAGCUUAUCCGUCUUCAGAUAAGAGAGCACAAGGCAAAGAAUGGCAUGGCUUCUGUUCGAGAAUUGGUUGGAGUAUUGAAGUCACCAAAAAAGCAAUUUCAGCUUGCAGAAUUCAAGGAAAAUAAGUGGACCCUAAAAGACUCCAACUUGUCAAUUAGUCAUGGCACUGAUGGCAGUCUACUCGAUCUCAAAGGUUUCAACCAACUGAUCAAGCUCUAUCAGGGAAGGAAACUGGAAUACGAGCGCAAAUGCUGCAGCGCUCAUUCUGAGGAUGUUACAGCUGUUACUGCUGUAAAGUUCUGUGCUGAACAUCCAUAUGGCAAAGCUGUUGCCUUGCUAGACACUGAAUCUCAGCUUAUCAUGGUGAAUGAGGAUUGGUUCCUACUUCCAUGGAUCACGACAUCGGUCCUGUUCAUGGACGCCGAUGACAAGGACAGUGUGAAACUUAUCGGUGGUGCCAUGGCUCAGAAGGAUGCAUUGUUUGGAUCUGACACUAGCAUUGUGCUAGAGACACAGACUGUCGGAGCAGGGAGCGUGGCAACGGCUCCUGCACAAUGUGGCACUUGCAGCACGGCGUUCGGUGGUGACAAAGUUGUGGUGGGCUUCAAGGCUGAACAUGCUAGCUCAGGUGCUUCUCGCACAGUCGUUGCAAGUGGUGAGAACGGCCACACUGAAUCUGCUGCUGGCUGUGGAAGCCGCUGUGGACCCAUGGUGGUUGAGGACUCCAAGGCCGACAAUGCCAAGUCCGGAGGCUGUGGUUCCGGGUGUGAUGGUGGCUGCGGCGGUGGGGGAGGCUGUGGGACCAUGCUGAAGGCCAGCACCAUGGCCAGUGAGGGCCAGCCCAGGUCUGGAGGCUGCGGUGGUGGCUGUGGUUCUGGCUGUGGUGGUGGCUGCGGCAGCGGCAUGGUCAUCGAAGGCUCCAAGACCAACACCGCCAAGUCCGGCGGCUGUGGCUCCGGCUGUGGUGGUGGUUGUGGCACCCUGUUCAACGCCAGCACUGCUGCCGCCCAGGGUCUGCCCAAUAAGUCAGCUGGCUGCGGCUCCGGGUGCGGCGGUGCUGGCUGUGGCAGCGGCAUGGGCAUCGAAGGCUCGAAGACCAACAAUGCCAAGUCUGGUGGCUGCGGCUCUGGCUGCGGUGGCGGUUGUGGAGGAGGCUGCGGCACCCUGUUCAGCUCGGGCGGCACUGCGGCCGACCAAGGCCAGUCCAGACCCGGGGGCGGCUGCGGCUCCGGCUCCGGCUGUGGCGGCGGAGGCUGCGGUAGUGGCAGCAUGGUCGCCGAAGGCUCCAACGGCAGGCACGCCAAGUUCGGAGGCUGUGGCUCUGGCUGCGGUGGCGGUUGUGGCGGCGGGGGUGGCUAUGGCACCAUGUUCAAUGUGAGCACCAAGGCCGGCAGUGAGGGCCAGAACUCUGUGUCCGGCGGCUGCGGCUCUGGCUGCGGCGGUGGAGGCUGUGGUGGCGGUUGCGGCACCGUGUUCAACGCAUGA